GUAUAUCGCAAGUUCAUUGAAACAAGUAGAACUGGCAAUUCGAACCAUAACAACAAGUCGAAGAUGGAGGUCGCUGCGGGGCUUAGGUCAGGGAAAAGUGUGCUUAUUUUGUCCUUAGUUGUUGGCUGCUUCGCUUUAUUAUGGCCAAGAAUAUUCUUCCCCAUGCUGCAGUCCUCAUUCACCCCUGCGCCUCCGGAAACGACUAAUGAAGCUGCCAUUACUGGCACCCGACCUCCGAGCAUUCUGCCCUGCUGCCACCCGGUGCCGUUCACCAAGGAGCGCAAUGCGCUCUUCUUCACGGAGCUGUGUCGGCGGCUGUCGUGGCGGGCCGACCGCAGCAGCGCCGAGACUGCCUCGCUGCACCUACCGCCCGAGCCGCGGCCGGACAUCUGGACGCCGGGCCUGGCCGGCUGGUGCGCCGACGAGCUGUGGCGCGCCUGCGGCGUGCAGCUGGAUGAGCCGGCGCUGGAGAAGUUCCGCCGCGCCGCCGACGACCCGCCCACCAGGAACCUGACGGGCUGCCUGGAGGGGACGUUCGGAGUGCGGAGGGCGGACGUCCGGCCGCCACGCGGGAUCGAGCUCACCGCCGCCAACCAGCUGCCGGCGGGCCGCAGGGUUCCCGUCCACCCGGGACUGCGCGGAGACCUGCCGCCCGCCGCCCAGGCUCACCUACACGACAUCAACCGACAGCCGAAACGCAUCAUGGACCGAAUGGGACGGCCGGGCCCCCAGCCGGGGAGCCGUCCCACGCCGGGCGGCUACGGCGCCGUGCCGCCGUCCACCAAGGGCAGCAGCACCAUGGGCAUCAUCAUGCCCAUCUACACCAUCGGCAUCGUCGUCUUCUUCGUCUACACCAUACUCAAGGUGAUGUUCAAGAACCCGGACCCGUCGGAGAGCAAGGAGCCCAUCAUUCCCGACUACCACCUGUCCACCGAGUACCGUUCGUACGGUUACCACUCCGGCUCGGGCCGCUCGGCGGUGGACGGCGCGCCGGCCGGCCGCUGCCGCCCCGUGGUCGUGCGCCGGCCCCCGCCCGAGCCUGAGACCCCGCCGCCCAGACAGAAGGCGGCCGUCACCGCUGCUGCCGCGCCUGCUGCCAACUCUGUCCCCGCUGCCGCAUCGGCGCAGACCCGACCGGAGGACGCCGAGAUUGACCAGUUGCGCCGCCGGCUGGAGGAGACCGAGAGAGCCAUGGAGCGCAUCAUGAAACAGAUGAGCACCGUCUCGGAAAAACUGAACGUCGCCAAGAUCAGCUCCAACAUCAAGGCCAUCAAACAGGAUGAGCCUGAUGAUGGAGAGGAGGAAGUUGAGGAUCAGCUGCCCUCUGAUCAGGAGUCAGAGCAUCAGGAGCAGGAGGAGGCCGAUCCGGAGGAUCAGGAGGACCUGUGGGGCUCCACCGACUCUGUGGCCUCGGACAGCCUGGCGUCGGAGCGCUCACUCUCCAUGGAGUCGCUGGCACAGACGGAGGCGUCUCUGGCUUCACUGGAGGAGGACGUUGGCAAGGCGGCCCAGGCGGUGAACAAGAAGAAGGGCUCCAAGGAGAAGAACGGCCACGCGGCUGCCAACGGCACCAAGGCAGACGUGGCGGGACGGAGGCGGGUCCAGGAGCUGAAGUCGUGAACCGACCGACGGACGAGAAGGAACGAGACGGUAGAGGAGAGGUCGGUGGGGUCUGCGUGUGGCGCGACACUGUUCGAACUGUCGAUGGUUCGCCCGGCCCGGCGUGAGGUCCCUGAGGAGAGGGAGCAGCGCCCAGCCCGGCGCCGGGAGUGAAAACGUGGCCGAGGUGGUGGGACAGGUCGCCGGUACAUUUGGACCGUACGUUCAGAAGGUGGGGUGUUGAUGACAGUGCUGCCGGGAAGGCACGCGCCACUCGUUUGGAGUAAACCGUGUGGUGUGUGUGGGGUUACCAUUUUGUCAAAAUCAAAUUGAUGGCGAUUGUAUUAUCCCCACCCGUAAUACUCACCCGUCCGUAUCGGCUUCUCUGAUCUGAAUUUACCUCAGUCAGUCAAAGUUUCAGCGUCAGUGCUCACUGAGACACAUGUACCGAACUGUAUCCACAUCGGAAUGGCAGGGCUGCUCUAGUCACCAUAGUGCUUUCGUUUUGCAGCUGAGUUGUGCAUUUUUAGGGAACGCUUUACUUUGUGUGUAUGUACGUUUUUGUGGCUCGCUUUAUGAGGCAUAUUUACCGGAUUUUUUAGGUUCCCGUGUAAGAACUUUUUAUUUCUUUUUACCAGUUGCAGUUUUAAUUUAGAUGCCGUACAUCUAUAUGCGUAGUCACUAGUUUCUAGUGCCUUUUCAGUUUGUGAGUUUCUUUAACCUGGUAUUGUCGUGAUACUGAAGAAUGUUAGUGUUCACAUACCUACUUACUACCCCGACAAUCUAGUCAUGGCAUGCGGUUCGUAAUGCUCGCAGUGGAUGUAUGUCUGUAAUCUGUAUGUGUGCGUGUACGGACAUACCGGAAUCUCCCGAUCAACGUGACGACAUUCGAUACCAUGAGCGUUGUCAAGCUAACAUUUUUCAUGUUUGUUAUCAUGACAUGAUCAGUAAGAACAGGUAUACGUCUCAGCAGUUGCUGGCCGCUGAAACCUACCACGUGGCGUCACUUGUCGUCGUGUUACCGCGUCGAGCACACCCGCUGGACAAUUGUUGUUCCGCCGCGUUAGUAAUGCCGGUUUGUGUGCGUGUGUGUAUGUCAUUGUAUCUCGCCUCGGACUGUUAUCUCUUAUUGGGCGCUGUACUGGAACCCUCGUGGAGCGACCGAGCUCUCAGAGUGUGAAGUACGUUACGGGGAGCCGAGCCGACCCAGUGGUAGGGGCCUCCCCGGCCGACGGUUAACGGUUCGUCAUUGCGCAUGGACACGAUUAGUGGGAACAUCUGGCUCGGAGGGUCGGCCCCGGCUAGUCGGAUGUAUAGUGCGAGUCUGGUCUGACGCUUUAUCGAGACAGAUAUCCUUUACACGGUGAUUUUUGGUGCACGGAUGCGCGAUCACCACUAACGUCUAGUCACAUGUGCAAUACACCGAGAUAAAUACAGACGUUACAAUAAUA
Amphibalanus amphitrite is the source of this 3050-nucleotide messenger RNA. RefSeq names its product resistance to inhibitors of cholinesterase protein 3-like. The record is from RefSeq and is a predicted model, not a curated record. The transcript has 11 exons. Gene Ontology annotation, biological process: protein localization to cell surface; synaptic transmission, cholinergic. The coding region runs from base 64 to 1620 and encodes 518 amino acids. NCBI's taxonomy places the organism in Eukaryota, Metazoa, Arthropoda, Thecostraca, Balanomorpha, Balanidae. Gene Ontology annotation, cellular component: neuron projection; intracellular membrane-bounded organelle; neuronal cell body.